Closterium sp. Yama58-4 is the source of this 5307-nucleotide messenger RNA. NCBI's taxonomy places the organism in Eukaryota, Viridiplantae, Streptophyta, Zygnematophyceae, Desmidiales, Closteriaceae. The record is from the annotation of a GenBank genome assembly.
AUGGCGGACGACGGCGAUUGGACGGUUGAGGAGAACACGGCAGUCGAGCCGCCAGUAGCGGAAAACGACGAGCUCUUCCGCGAGGCGUGCGCCUUCGAAGGCGCCGCGGUCGUCGCGCUAGUCGAAAACACGCCGAACAGCGGGAAUGACGGCGCGGAUGGCGGAGGGGGGGCGGGCGGCGCGAAGACGAUGGAGAUUAUGCUUGAUGACGGUGUGCUACUAACGGUGGAGCUCGAUUCCGGCGAGAAGCGACUCAACGAGCUAGGGUACAAACAGGACCUGCAACGCGAUCUGAACGCCUUCGAGCUCUUCGCCGUGUCGCUGACAGGCGUGGGGGUCUUCCUCGGGGUUAUCCCGUACUAUGAUUAUGCCUUUGCAAGUGGUGGUCCGGUCAUGGCCGUGUGGUUCUGGUGGAUCACUGCUUUCUUCGCUCACUGCAUCGCACUCUCCCUCGCUGAAAUCGCCUCCUCCUUUCCCACGGCUGGCUCUCUCUAUUUCUGGGCGGCAGCACUAGCCAAGCCUAAGUAUCGCCCAAUCGCUGCCUGGAUUACAGUAAGUGCUGAGUGUUCAAAAAGGGCUUGCAAAAUGUUAACUAAGUAUCGCCCAAUCGCUGCCUGGAUCACAGGCUGGUUGGAGUUUCUCGGGGCGUCCAUUGGCUCGGGAGGGGUGGCGCUGGGAGGGGUGCUGCUCCUCAGCGACCUCAUCCUGCUCGCCACAGGUGGUGCGGGCAAGGGCGGAUACACAAUGUCAGAGCCGGUGCAAUUCGCGUGCAGCGUGUUCAUUGUGCUCGUCUGUGCGCUCAUCAACCUGCUUCCCAUCAAGAUGGUCGGCAGGGUGCUGCUGGUCGGCAUGAUCAUCCAGGUGCUAGCCGGAGUGAUCACUAUCAUCACGCUCCCUCUCGUGGCGCCAACACUGCAACCAGCCUGGUGGGUCUUCAGCCAUUUGGAUUUCAACACCGCCAACACCAACAUGCCCAGCAACGGCUAUGCCGUGCUAGUGGGACUCUUGAUGUCUCAAUACGCCCUCUACUCAUUCGACACCGGCGCCCAUGCAUCAGAGGAGGCAAAGCGGUCAGAUGUGACAACCCCCAUCGCCAUGGUGGGGGCGCUGACACUCGUGUCGUUCCUGGAGUGGGGCGUGGUGGUCGUUCUCACCUUCUGCAUUCAAAACGAAGCCACACUGCUGGAUGAGACCAACGCUGCGGGGGGGAAACCGGUGAUUCAGAUCCUCUGGACCGUCUUCACUGGCAGAUACGGCAAUGCAGCGGGGGUGUAUGUCUUCAUCUGCCUCUUCUUCUCCUCCUUCUUCUUCUGCACCAUCACUCUCGUCUUCGCUGCAUGCCGUGUGGGCUACGCAUUAGCGCGAGACAAGGGCCUGCCUUUCUCCUCUCUCUGGCGGCGCGUCAACAAGCGCAAGGUGCCCGUGAACGCGCUCAUGUGCACCGUGGGCAUCGCCAUCGUGGCUCUCCUCCCUCUCCUGGGCGGCAGCACUGCCUACUUCGCCGUCACCGGCAUGGCCACGGUGGGGUGGUUUGGCGCGUACGGCGUGCCCAUCCUCUUCCGCAUUCUGCAGGACGACGGGGACUUUGUUCCGGGGCCGUUUUUCCUCAGGAACUAUUUUGGAAAGAUUGGAAGCAAGUGCAUACAUAUCUUGGCACUGCUCUAUGUGGUCUACACUAUGGUUGUCUUCAUGCUCCCCACCGAGCAGCGAGUAAACAUGGCGUCGCUGGCAGCGGGGCUGCUGCGGCUCGUGCCGGUGGUGGGACCGCCGGCGGCCGCGUUGCUCAUUGUGCUGGUAGACAACGCCGGCGCCGUAUGCCUCGCGCUGCUCGCGAUCUUCGUGUAUCAGUACAUCAACGCGAGCUUUUUCGACCCCGAGGAUAAAAUCUACGGGGUGCGUGCUGACGUGGACGGCCCGGGAAUCACGUACCGCCACAGCCGCUUCCAGGGCCUCCUCGAGACGCCAUUCGCGGGCGCGGACACCAUCCCGGGCCUCUUCAACAUGUCCGUUAAGAAGUUCCGCAACCGCCGCCUGCUCGGCACGCGGAGAUUAAUCUCCCGCGAGUUCGAAUUCGACGCGAAGCUAGACAAGCAGGUGGAGAGAUUAACCCUCGGGGAGUACGAGUGGGAGUCGUACGAGCGCGUGCACGAGCGCGUGGUGGCGUUCGGCGCGGGGCUGAUGGGGAGCGGGCAUGCGCGCGGGGAGAAGCUGGCGAUGUUCGCGGAGACGCGCGCGGACUGGUUUAUCGCGAUGCAGGGCGCGUUUCAGCAUGGGCUUGUGGUCGUGACGGUGUACGCGUCUCUGGGGACGGACGCGCUGGUUCACUCGCUUAACGAGACCGAAGUGGCUACAGUGGUCUGUGAUAGGAAGCAGUUUGACAAGAUCGCUGAGGUACAUUCCCGCCUCGCUACAGUGAAGCGCGUUAUAGUCAUGGCGGAGCAGAAGGCUGAUAACGAGACAGCCAGUAACGAGGAUCCGCUUCCAAGCACCAUAGGGAGCAUCACAGUGAUUCCCUAUGCUGACGUGGAGGCUAAAGGGGCGGAGAGCCCAGUGGAGCCGAAUCUGCCCAAGUCGUCUGACCUGGCAUUCAUCAUGUACACGUCAGGAUCCACUGGAGUUCCCAAGGGAGUCAUGAUGACGCACGGCAACCUGGUGGCAGUCUUUGCAGCGGUCAUGGCGCUCGUGCCCGAUGCCGACGAGAACGAUGUGUACAUUGCGUACCUGCCCCUCGCGCACUCGCUCGAGCUCACUGCGGAGACCGGCAUGGUAUCAAUAGGAGCAAGCAUCGGGUACGGUUCGCCCCUCACGGUCAUCGACGGCGCAGGCAAGCUCAAGCCCGGGGCUAAAGGGGACCUGUCCACGCUGCGCCCCACCCUCAUGGCUGCCGUGCCCGCAAUUCUGGAUAAGAUUCGGGACGGCGUCAGGCGCAAGAUGGCAACGCAGUCCCCCACGGUGCAGCAGCUAUUCGAGCUCGCUUACAGCCGUCGAUUGGCGGCGAUCAACGGCAGCUGGGGCGGCGCGUGGGGGCUGGAGAAGCUGCUGUGGGACGAGCUUGUCUUCAAGCGCAUCCGCGCGGCCGUGGGUGGCAGGCUGCGCUACAUGCUGUCGGGGGGAGCGCCCUUGUCGCCUGAUACCCAACGGUUCAUCAACAUCUGCUUCAACGUUCCCAUUGGCCAGGGCUACGGCCUCACAGAAACAUGCUCUGGAGGAACCUUUGCAGAAUUUUCCGACAACUCUGUGGGGAGAGUCGGCCCACCCAUUCCCUGCUGCUACAUCCGGCUGAUUGACUGGGAGGAGGGCAACUACCGUGUGACAGACCAGCCGCUGCCACGAGGGGAGAUCAUGAUCGGAGGGCCGUGCGUUACCCCUGGGUACUGGAAGAACCAGGAGGCCACUGAUGCCGUGUACUCGGUGGACAGCAAGGGCAUCCGGUGGUUUGCAACGGGCGACAUAGGGGAGGUGCAUCCGGACGGUGUCUUCCAGAUCAUCGACAGGAAGAAGGACAUUGUGAAGCUGCAGGCGGGCGAAUACGUGUCGCUGGGAAAGGUAGAGGCAGUCCUUCAAGUGAGCCCGUUCGUUGAGAAUGUGAUGCUCUACGCCGACCCCUUCAAGACCUUCACCAUAGCCCUCGUCGUGCCAUCCAAGCCGGCCCUGGUCGCAUGGGCCAAGGCUCAGGGUGUGGAUAGCACUGACUAUGCCGCGCUGUGUGAGAAUCCUGAGGCCGUCUCUCAAGUGCUCAAGUCUCUUGGCGAGGUGAGCAAGGAGGGUAAACUUCAAAAGUUUGAAGUGCCUGUGAGGAUCAAGCUCCUUCAAGAGCCAUGGACUCCUGACAGCGGACUUUUGACAGCAGCCUUGAAGCUAAAGCGGGAUGUUGUUCGCCGAAAUUUCCAGCAAGAGCUUGACGCUCUCUCCUGUUUCAUUGCGAAGAGAAGAAAGAAAGCUGGAAGAACAAGAGCCGGUUUUAUUUUGGAAUUAGCUGAAUCAUACCUGUUGCAUCACAAGCAGUUUGUUUUGUUGCUCCCUCUCACCAUGGCCGGAUCGCCUUUUCCCCGCGCGCACGAGAACGGACAUGCAACACAACAUGGCACCCACCCCAAAGAGGUGUGCAUCGUGGCCGCGGCGCGCACUCCCAUGGGCGGCUUCAUGGGCGCCCUCUCCUCCCUCCCUGCCACCCAACUCGGAUCGGUCGCCAUCAAAGAGGCCGUGCGGCGCUCCGGCCUGGAGCCUGCUGACGUGGAGGAGGUGAUCAUGGGCAACGUGCUCAGCGCGAAUCUCGGCCAGGCGCCCGCGCGCCAGGCGUCCAUCGGCGCGGGUCUCCCCGAGACCGUCGUCGCCACCACCGUCAACAAAGUCUGCGCUUCGGGCAUGAAAGCCAUCGCGCUGGCGGCGCAGUCGAUCAUGCUGGGGAUCAACGAGGUGGUGGUGGCGGGCGGCAUGGAGAGCAUGAGCAACGCGCCCUACUACCUCUCCAAGGCGCGCGGCGGCUACCGCUUCGGCAACGCGGAGAUCAUGGACGGCAUGCAGCGCGACGGGCUGUGCGACGCGUACGCGGACGACCCCAUGGGAUGCUUCGCGGAAACCUGCGCGGAGGAGUAUGACAUCUCGCGCGCGGAUCAAGACGACCACGCGGUGCUGACGCACCAGCGCGCCGCGGCGGCGAACGCGGAGGGCGCGUUCGAGUGGGAGAUUGUUCCCGUGGAGGUGAAGGCGGGGAAGGGUAAGCCGGCUUUAAUCGUCGAUCGCGACGAGGCGUGCGCGAAAUUCGACGAGAAGAAGCUGCGGAAUCUGCGGCCGUGUUUUAAGGAGCACGGGACGGUCACGGCGGGGAACGCGUCGGCGAUUAGCGACGGCGCCGCGGCCGUGGUGUUGACGAGCCGCGGCAAGGCGGACAGCCUGGGGCUGAAGGUGCUCGCCGUGAUUCGCGGCUUCGCUGACGCCGAGCAGGCUCCUGAGCGCUUCACGACAGCUCCCGCGCUGGCCAUUCCGCGCGCGUUGAAGCAUGCGCGCAUCGACCCCGCGGAGGUGGACUGCUGGGAGAUCAACGAAGCCUUCUCCGUGGUGGCGCUGGCCAAUCAGAAGCUGCUGAACGUGCCGGCAGAGCGCCUGAACAUGCAUGGUGGCGCGGUGGCACUCGGGCACCCGCUGGGGUGCAGCGGGGCACGCAUCAUUGUCACACUGCUGGGGGUGUUGCGGCGGAAGGGUGGCCAGAUUGGUGUGGCAGGAGUGUGCAAUGGGGGUGGUGGAGCCUCAGCCAUGGUCAUCGAGGCAGAAUCCUUGGAUCACUCUAGUGCCCAUGCGCACCUCUGA